This is a messenger RNA of Antechinus flavipes (yellow-footed antechinus), 940 nucleotides long. RefSeq names its product alkB homolog 6 (gene ALKBH6). Lineage: Eukaryota; Metazoa; Chordata; Mammalia; Dasyuromorphia; Dasyuridae. The record is from RefSeq and is a predicted model, not a curated record. The transcript has 7 exons. Bases 40 to 765 code for a protein of 241 amino acids.
GAGGGCCGAACCAGGCCGGGCCGCUGGCCGGCUGAAGCAAUGGGCGACUUGGAUGCUGUGAUCCCUUCCCUGGAGCCCUUCAGGGUAGAGCAGGUCCCACCCAUCAUCUACUAUGUCCCAGACUUCAUCUCUGAGCCAGAAGAGGCGCAGCUGCUCCGACAGGUGUAUGAGGCUCCAAAGCCCAAAUGGACACAGCUUUCUGGGCGGAAAUUACAGAACUGGGGUGGGCUCCCCCACCCGAAGGGCAUGGUGCCUGAGCAGCUGCCUCGCUGGCUCCAGCGCUGGGUGGAUGCCGUCUCUGCUCUCGGCUUGUUCGGGGGUUCCCAAGCAAAUCACGUGCUGGUGAAUGAGUACCGGCCAGGAGAGGGCAUCAUGCCCCACGAGGACGGCCCGCUGUACUACCCCACGGUCAGCACCAUCAGCCUGGGCUCCCACACCGUCCUGGAUCUGUACCCGCCCCGAGGACCCGAGCUGGAGAAGGACCCACGGGAGGAGCAGCCCCAGCUGCACCCCAAGUUCUCCCUGCUGCUGGAGCCGAGGAGCCUCCUGGUCCUCCGAGGGGAAGCUUACACCCACCUGCUCCACGGCAUCCGCCCAAUCUUGGUGGACUCACUGUCAGACACCCCUGUGGCCAACGCCUCGGCCUGCCCCUCCGCCCGGCUGGGGGCCCUGCUCCCCCGGGGCACGCGCGUCUCGCUGACCAUCCGCAGGGUCCCCCGGGUGCUGCGGGCCGGCCUCCUGCUGAGCAAGAAAUCUCCCAAGUAAACCCAGGGACCUCCCAGCACCACAAGCCAAUUAAUCCCUCAACUGCUGCGCCCGCCCCGGCUCUGGGUCCGAGUCAGCGGCGUUUGGGGGGAAGCAGCUCUGUCCCCAUCUCUGGGGGAUGGUCCCUCCUGCCAAGUUCCCAUCCUGGUUCCGGAAUAAACUACAGUUACCUCGG